UCUUGUGAAUAAUAAUAGCAUACUUGUAGUAGUAGAUUUUGUGAAUCGUGCCAAGAUGUCUUUACGUAUGCUGUCAACUUCACGUAAAUGAGUUACAAUGGGGUGUGUGUAAGGAAUACGAACGGACGUGUGCAGUAAUGUGUUGACAUGUCGAAUAACUGUGGGAUUCAACAAUGACAGUUUUAUUGCAAUAUAUUUGUAAUAUUUUGAACCACAAUGAGGUGACACUUUGUAUGAAACAUGUCAUCAUUCCGAAUAUUGUCUUGGAAAGGGUUGUUUGCAUCCAUCAUGAGUGGCCAACGCCACUAUUCAGCAAUACCAUCGAUUUGUCUGAAACGUGCCCUUCUUGUGUCGAAAGUGACUCGAUAUGAACUAGAGUGUAAGCGAUAUCCAGAUCUGAAGAUGGCCAAACUUGAAGCUACUCUGAGAAAACAGUGUUUUGACUAUGAUGUAUUGCUACAGCACCACAAUUUACAUAAGGAGUUCGAACACAGAGUCAGGAACAUAUUUAAUGAGUGUGGAAUAGAAACAAGAAUUGUCAACAGGUCUGAAUACACACAGAGCAAUAUAGACUGGGCUGACAUUAUAAUCCCAACGGGUGGUGAUGGUACAUAUCUUAUGGCAGCUAGUCGAGUAAGUGGGAAUGAGAAGCCAGUUGUUGGUCUUAAUUCAGAUCCCAGUCGAUCAGAAGGUUAUCUCUGUCUGCCAGUUAAAUAUUCCGAAAAUGUUAAAGAAGCUGUUGACAAACUUUUAAAGGGAGAAUUUGAAUGGAUGUUUCGUAGCCGAAUUAGAAUCACAUUACAUGGUGAAAAUUUGUGUGCCACCCCAUUUGAACUGCAUGAACAUGUCAUUCAUCCAUCAUACAGUGAAUUGGAGAGAAAGAAGCAGUCUUUGCCCCUGUCAUCAAUGAAUGUUACGUCAGAAGUUCUACCAGUCCUUGCUCUCAAUGAGGUAUAUAUGGGUGAGAGCUUGUCGUCACGAGUCUCAUACUUUGGAUUGAGUCUUGAUAAUGGUGCGUGGACAAAAGUGAAAAGUUCAGGACUGUGUGUGAGCACGGGUACUGGUUCCACAUCAUGGCACAUCAGCAUCAACCGCAUCACAGAACAGUCAGUGGCAGAGGUGUUGAAGCUUUUGGGAAUGUCACACAGGGAUCCAGGACUUGUGAAGCAAGUCACUGAUGAAUUUAACCAGAACCUGGUGUUCAAUUGUGAAGAUAAACGAAUGACUUACACAGUACGAGACCUCAUCUCAGCAGGUGUGUGGCCGGAUCCGAAGGGUCUCGAACCUCGGGGUUUUGCAAACAAGAUUGAAGUUAAGUCGCGCUGUUUUGAUGGAGGACUUGUUAUAGACGGAGGUGUCUUCUUCAGGUUCAAUGAAGGUACAACAGCCACAUUGGAAAUUCACAAAUCUGAUGCAUUACGGACAGUAAGGUUGACUGAAAAAUGAAAGAUAUGCUACGGAAGAAUCGCAGUAUGAACGGACUAAAGAAGUCCGUGCAAUUAAUUGUGAAAAUCAUUUGUUUCUCUGGUCAUUGGAUGUAUGUGAGGAAUGUUUUCCAAAGAGUUAGAUGCAAUCACGUGCUCACCAUUGUAUGUCUUCCGGAGAGGCAAUCAAGUAUGUAAGCAUAUGGGGUACAGAAAGGAGAAGUAAAAUGAAGAAGAUGGAAAGAUCAAUUUGAAGCUGGAACAGGCAUUAGUGCCUAAUCCCUGAUGAUGAUAAUUACAUAUUUAUCCAGAUAAGCAUAAUAAUUCAUUGAGCUCUGAGGUAAAGUGCUAAUCCUUAUGCUAAUCAGGCAGUUUUUCUUUUGGUCAGAACUUCACGUAUUCCUUAUGCAAUCUCUGUGUUGUACAUGUGCGUAACAUACCACCUAAAGUUUAAGACUGAACAUUGAAACGAUUCAUCUUCUGUUUAGUGUUUUUUUCCCUUAGUAAUGUUUUAGUUUAAUAAUGUUUGUUGUUUUGGCAUGUUAUUAAAGAAAUAAAUACUAAUCAUGUUUUGACAACAGUGUAUUUUUAUUUUUUUCUCUUUCUUUUUCAUGACAGAAAAAGGAAACACAAACAACAAGCAAUACAUUUAUAUGCAUUAUAAAUUAAACAGAAAAAAUACAGGUACAAAGACCCUGCUUAGGAAUAACACCUUCUGACGAACUGUAGACAGACAUACAGAUUAAUACGGAGGCAAAAGAAAAACAUGAAGAGAUAGGUGAGAGUAUUUUGUAUACGUUGUUUUGUUUUUCUUUCAUUGAAUAUGA
Messenger RNA from Zootermopsis nevadensis, 2251 nucleotides. RefSeq names its product NAD kinase 2, mitochondrial (gene Nadk2). The record is from RefSeq and is a predicted model, not a curated record. Gene Ontology annotation, biological process: NADP+ biosynthetic process; NAD+ metabolic process. Lineage: Eukaryota; Metazoa; Arthropoda; Insecta; Blattodea; Termopsidae. Gene Ontology annotation, molecular function: NAD+ kinase activity. Gene Ontology annotation, cellular component: mitochondrion.